AUGGUUGAUUUCUACCGCCAAGUUGAUCCAAUUAAAGAACAAGUGAUACCACCUCAGGAUAAUCUGGAACUUCUUCCUUUAAAGUCACAAAACUGCAAAUUAAUUUCAUCAUCCAAAAUUAUUGGAUCUCCAAAAAUUGUCGAUGGUAUAUCAGUUCGUUGUCCAAAGUAUUUAUUAUCUUUUUCUUCAACUACUAGGAAAAAUUUAGUAACAUUAUGUGAUUUAGUAGAUUCUAAACUCGAAAAAAUUAAUAACAAAUAUUAUUAUUAUGAGUCAAAAAUCACAGGUACUCUAAGUUCAUUACAUUCAGAUCAUUCAGAAUUAUUGAUCCCUAAUAUUUUCUAUAUUGGUGUUGCAGCCAUGGCAGGUUCCGUUUUAACUAAAAGAAGUAAUAUUCUCUAUAGAGUUUCAAUGCCGGUGAUAUUUGGUACUGCUGGCUUCUAUUAUACAUUACCAAAGACAUACUCUAAUACAAUUGAUCUGCUACAUGAAUGGGAAGAAUCAAAAUUACCUAAAUUUACUAAAUUCCAGGAUGCCACAAUUGAUAAUACUAAAUGGAUGUAUGGAGUUGGUGUAGAUUUAACUCAAAAAGUGACUCGUUCUGGUUGGAAGUUACAAAACUAUUUUAAGAAUUUGUUGGGUGGUGAGUAA
Henningerozyma blattae CBS 6284 is the source of this 651-nucleotide messenger RNA. It is a transcript of the gene MIC26, whose product is annotated as Mic26p. Bases 1 to 651 code for a protein of 216 amino acids. NCBI's taxonomy places the organism in Eukaryota, Fungi, Ascomycota, Saccharomycetes, Saccharomycetales, Saccharomycetaceae. The record is from RefSeq and is a predicted model, not a curated record. Gene Ontology annotation, cellular component: mitochondrial crista junction; MICOS complex. Gene Ontology annotation, biological process: cristae formation. The transcript has a single exon.